UUUCUCCAUAGGCUUGGGAAACAGUGAGACUAGAGUACAUGGAAGGUCCCACCAUUAUUUCUUCAUAUAGGCAAAAGCUAACCAACUAUUUCACCAUGCAGCUAAGUCAGGACCGAGUGACUUGGAGGAGUGCAGAUGAACUGCCUUGGCUAUUCCAGCAGCAGGGAAGUAAACAGAAGCUGCACGAUUGCCUUCUUAACCUCUUUCUGUCUCAAAACCUCUAUAAAAGAGGACACUUUGCUGAGUUGCUGAGUUACUGGCAGUUUGUUGGCAAAGACAAAAGCACGAUGGCAGCAGAAUACUUUGAUUCAUUGAAGCAGUAUGAGAAAAAUUGUGAAGGCGAGGAGAGCAUGAUUUGCUUAGCUGACCUUUAUGAAACCCUGGGGCGAUUUCUCAAGGAUCUAGGCCUUCUCAGUCAGGCUGUGGUGCCUUUGCAGAGGUCUCUAGAAAUUCGAGAAACAGCUUUAGAUCCAGAUCACCCACAAGUAGCUCAGUCCCUCCACCAACUAGCGAGUGUGUACGUGCAGUGGAAGAAGUUUGGCAAUGCUGAACAACUAUAUAAACAGGCAUUGGAAAUCUCAGAAAAUGCCUAUGGUGCGGACCAUCCACUUAUUGCUCGUGAACUUGAAGCACUUGCAACUUUGUACCAGAAACAAAAUAAAUAUGAACAAGCUGAACAUUUUAGAAAAGAAUCUUUUAAAAUUCGUCAGAAAGCUACAAGGAGAAAAGGCAACUUGUAUGGAUUUGCCCUUUUACGUAGACGGGCCCUACAGUUAGAAGAGCUCACGUUAGGUAAGGAUACACCUGACAAUGCUCGGACCCUCAAUGAACUGGGUGUGCUCUACUAUCUUCAGAACAACCUGGAAACAGCUGACCAGUUUCUGAAGCGUUCCUUGGAGAUGAGGGAGCGAGUUCUAGGACCAGAUCACCCUGACUGUGCCCAGUCUUUGAAUAACCUGGCAGCUCUAUGCAAUGAAAAGAAACAGUAUGAUAAAGCAGAAGAACUUUAUGAAAGAGCCUUAGACAUUCGGAGACGAGCAUUAGCUCCUGAUCACCCUUCUUUGGCUUAUACAGUGAAGCAUCUUGCAGUCUUGUAUAAGAAAAUGGGGAAACUUGACAAAGCUGUACCUUUGUAUGAGCUGGCUGUUGAAAUCCGGCAGAAAUCCUUUGGCCCAAAGCACCCUAGUGUAGCUACUGCCUUGGUGAACUUAGCUGUUCUUUAUAGCCAAAUGAAAAAACACAUUGAGGCCUUGCCAUUAUAUGAAAGAGCAUUAAAGAUUUAUGAGAACAGCCUGGGUCGGAUGCAUCCUCGAGUUGGAGAAACAUUAAAAAAUUUAGCUGUGCUUAGCUAUGAAGAAGGGGAUUUCGAAAAAGCUGCUGAACUAUACAGAAGGGCAAUGGAAAUAAAAGAAGCAGAAACGUCUCUUUUGGGUGGAAAAGCUCCUUCCCGACAUUCAUCAAGUGGAGAUAUGGUUAGCUUAAAAACAACCCAUUCUCCUAAUGUUUUCCUUCAUCAAGGACAAAGGUAAUAGCAGCAACUGCAAUUCACUGCAAAUGCAACUUAGGAUAAAAUAAUUAAGAAACAUUUGGAACAUUAGAAUUUAAAACUUAUAAAAAUAGUUUUUAAGAAAACUUAUUUUUGUGUGAUUUAACUGAUAUUUGUAUGAAAUUGUAUUGGACUACAUUGAAGUUUGAGUCGAUUGUUUUGAUUUUAGUUCUUUAAAAGAAUUAAUUUUCCUGUUGUGUGG
Molecule: messenger RNA, 1748 nt
Organism: Lipotes vexillifer (Yangtze River dolphin)
Lineage: Eukaryota; Metazoa; Chordata; Mammalia; Artiodactyla; Lipotidae
Product: nephrocystin-3
Exons: 10
Coding region: 39-1529 (496 amino acids)
Biological process (GO): determination of left/right symmetry; kidney morphogenesis; convergent extension
Cellular component (GO): ciliary base; ciliary inversin compartment
Molecular function (GO): protein binding
Source: RefSeq, a predicted model, not a curated record